AUGGUCACAUGUAGUUCACCCUCCACCUUACUGUCCACUUCUGGUCGCAAAAGAAAACUGGAAGUAAGGCAGAGCACUGUGAAACUUCAGGAAAAGAAAGGCAUGUUGCCUCUUCCUGGAUCUUCCACCUUUGAUCCUGAAGAAGAACUAGAAGAGCCACAUAUGAAACUCCAAAGAAUGGAAGGUACUUCACCCUCCACCUUACUGUCCACUUCUGGUCACAAAAGAAAACUGGAAGUAAGACACAGCACUGUGAAACUUCAGGAAAAGAAAGGUACUUCACCCCUCACUGUAGUACCCAUCACUAGUCAUGAAAAAAAAUUAGAAGAGCCUUCGGGAAGGAAAGCCGUUCCUGCCUCUUCAUUUUCCACCACUAAUCCUGGAGAAGAAGCUGUAGCCUCUCAGCCCCACUUGAUAAGGUCCACCACUGGAGGUUGGCAAAAACAAGAAGAGCUUAAGAGAUGGGAGCAGAAUAUAGAGACUGUGCAGCCAGAGAAAUUUGAAGGUGAACACCAAAUCUUUAAAGAACUUGUUCAUUGA
Messenger RNA from Pocillopora verrucosa, 540 nucleotides. The record is from RefSeq and is a predicted model, not a curated record. NCBI's taxonomy places the organism in Eukaryota, Metazoa, Cnidaria, Anthozoa, Scleractinia, Pocilloporidae.